GUCUGUGUUAGAUCUAGGCACACCCAGGCAGCGCACAUACAGUAGUGACGCGACAGAGCUGCUCUCAGCGCUUUUGUGUUGCACUGAUCUGAAUGACAGCUCUAUCAUAGGAGCAACAGCUCACAAUGACCCCUGAAGGACUUACCUUAUUUUGGGGAUUGUUCACUCUCCUUAUGGUGCUCGUGACUGAAGGAAGAUCUGGGGAAUGUGGGUGUCCAGCAGCCACCAUUUUGACUGAAUUUCCAUCAAAUAUACCUAAGGACACCUGCUGCUUAAACAACUCGGGAUCCACAUUCAACCAGGUGCCUUGGGUGGCUUUUUCAUUUCAGACACACCUGCAAGUUUUGGAUCUUACUAACUGUAAUAUCAGUCACAUUGAUCACAGUGAAGUUGGAGAGACUUUCUUAAGAGAGCUAUAUCUUAGCCAGAACAAAUUGUCAUCUCUUCCAGCUGACUUCCUCACCAAAGCCUAUAGUCUAGAAGUGCUGGACCUGGGAAUUAAUUAUCUGACACAUCUACCCGACCAAUUUCUGCAGAACUCCGACAACCUGCGGGUGCUGAUCCUUGGACGGAACCAGCUGAGCUCUCUCCCGGGCUCGCUCUUUAAGCCGUCUCUACAACAUGUGGAGCUCUUUGAAAAUCCCUGGGCUUGCACAUGCACACUGUGGGAAGGGCUUCAGGGUGAUCAACAUGAAAACUCUAGCAGCUUUCAGGAUCUAGUUGUUAAUCUGACCUGUGCCUCUCCUCAAAAGCUUGCAGGACGGGCGGUAUGGUCUUUGCAGAGAAGUGACAUGUGCCAAUUGGCCAACCUGACGGCUCUCUUCAUUCUUCUUCCUCUUCUCCUUCUCCUCAGUUUGGUGCUCUGCUGGUGCUGUGGCAGGAAGAAGAAAAGGAAAGAGACCCUGUCUUUCAGUCCAGCUCGCAAAAGGUCCAGCAGCUCACAGUGCAAUGGAUGGUGGCCACAUGCCAAACUGCCCACUGGGGAGUCACCAGCAUCUGUAGACAGUGGAAAGGAGGUCAUACUGAGGAACCAGAUGAUGCUUCAGCCCUCGUCCACCCUGCUAGACAGCACUCAGGACAUCUAUGAGGAGGUGGAGAUCAAACUGGGCUCUGUGGACUCGCUGGCCCGUCCAUCGUCCACUUGCUCCACUAAAGGGACUGCAGGCAAGCAGGACCUGGAUGCAGUGAGUGUGAGCGAGGUGAUGAAGGACUCAGCUGAUCGGGAGAAAGCAUACCUGACACAGUCCACUGAAUAUUACAGCUUAGUACCGGGGAUGGAAAUUGAGGAUUCAGACCAUGCUGAGUAUGAGAGUGUGGACCUCUCAUGACAUUAAAGGAAUGCCCUCAUUUUAUAUAUGGGAGAUCGAGUACAUUGGAUUUUUUUUGUUGUCUAUAUUGUUCAAUUUUGUUAAACAACAAUGUGGUUAAACUUGUCUUUGGAUGCAAAAAGUACAGCAGCUGUUGUAAAGGAAGUGACUGCACCAAUGCAAAACCAUUCCUUUUGCGUACAACAUGAAUGAAUUACUGCACUGAUAAUUUGCCAAAUGGAGCUGUUUGCAGACUCGGUCUGUUGUCAAGAUAAGCUAUCAUAUAGCUGUCACCUGGAUAGUUUCGUUAUAUUGAGAUUUUUAUACUGUAUGUCCUGCAAAAAAAGUUUUGCGAAUGUUUUAUUAUCAUAAUAUUACUUUGUGUUUCGCAUUCAGUUAUAGUGCAUAUGUAUAUGUUGUUGCAUAAAAUAUAAUUAUAAAGCAGAACAAUAUUUAUAUUUAUCAUAUAUUUGCAUUCAUGGAUAAACUCUAGAGCAAGAGGACAUUAAACACAACCACAGCCCAGCCCAGUCCUUAUCAUAAGUAAGCAAAUUUGUCAUGAUAACUAAAAUUGAACUAAGUACUUUGCUACAAUUUACUGUUUUGAGAUGUGACUUGCUCACAUUUCUUUCACAAAGAGAAAUAUGGAAGGUUACUAGUUAUGUACCUAAAUGUAAAUGAGUAUAAAACAAUGACCAUAAGAUCUGGUUAGUACGGAUGUUGGCAACAGCCGCAUUUGGUACUGCAGUGCCUUCCGAAACUGCAUAUAUGUUUGGUCUACAAUGUGUAAUAAUUAUUUAGAUUUUGUAAACUAAUUUUCUAUUAGCAUGUAAACAUGUUGAAUAAACUGUUAUAAUCAAAUUAAGUUGCUCUCAGUCUCAGAUAAGAUGAAGUCAAUUUAACAAACAAACUUUUACAUAAGCAGCUUUUAAAGGAAAGGGUGAAUAUAUCAAAAAAGGUCAAGUAGUCUUAUUUUAGCUGACAGAACUUAUCACUAAACAACACUCAACCUUUACCUAUUAAAUAAUCUUUAUCAUAGUCACUGUAUCAUGGCUGCUGCUGCAGCUGCACUGAAAAAAAAGUGGUCACCUGCAAUUCUCUAUCUGUUACUUGAUUACUUGAUGUAACUCAUAAGACAGACCAGUGGUUGCUCAGUGGUUAAGGCUUUGGGUUACUGACUGAAAGGUUGGGGGUUCAAGCCCCAGCACUGCCAAGAUACCGCUUGAGCAAGGCCCUUGAUCCUAUCUGCUCCAGGGGUGCUGUUUCAUGGCUUUUUGUUUACGGUAAUUCUAUAAAUGAAAUGGUAGAACAACAAAUCUAGGCCAAUAUCUAAAAAGGACUUCUUUAUCUUUUCACUUUUUUGUGAACUAAAGGAUACUUGGAAUUAUGGGUGUGUGGAGUUCCACUGGAAAAUAAUUUAUGUAUGAAAUUCAUUUGAGUAUUAAUAGGUAAUCCUGAAAUUGUGAAAGGAUGUUUAAUUCUUGGCUUCAAAAAUGUAUUGGACAAAUAUUCAUGUUUUAAAGGCUUAUGUUCAGUUCUUUUAGUCUUAAUUGCAAAAUCUGCACUCUAAUGCAAACACAUAUACAAUAAAUGUAUAUGUAUAUGCAAUACAAUAAACUCUUUAA
This is a messenger RNA of Xyrauchen texanus (razorback sucker), 2932 nucleotides long. RefSeq lists its product as uncharacterized. Bases 126 to 1328 code for a protein of 400 amino acids. NCBI's taxonomy places the organism in Eukaryota, Metazoa, Chordata, Actinopteri, Cypriniformes, Catostomidae. Gene Ontology annotation, cellular component: plasma membrane. The transcript is spliced from 2 exons. The record is from RefSeq and is a predicted model, not a curated record. Gene Ontology annotation, molecular function: protein binding.